AUAUAACCAUAGGAGCGUUGCACCAGGCUACUACAUAGCUUUAACCAAUAAGAUCAUUAGUAUCAAUAAAAGCUAAGUGGCGUCGGCGACAAUGCUUGUAAUGGCUUCUCUUGGCCUCCCUCCAUCUUUUCUAUAUUUUCAGGGCUUGGGAUUUUCUCUAAGGAAAACUUUAACAACUGAUAGAUGCUUAAGGAUGAAUGCUCGUUCCAAGGAAAGUAGCAUUUUUGACCACACUAACAACCAUUCCGACCACCAAAACGGGAAAGCAUGGACAACUUCAAACAACGAUUUGAUCGAUUAUCGUACAGACAUCCAUGGCGAAGAACAAAGAUUACCACCAUUAAUCGCCGCAAUGAAAUCAGCAAUGGAAGAAAACCCAGCAACAUUCCAGUUUCCAGGGCAUAACAGAGGAUUUGCAGCACCGCCUUCCUUAACUCAGCUCAUAGGGGAAUGGCCUUUUCUUCACGAUGUUGGAGAGCUCGACGAUCUUUUUACUCCUGAAGGGCCUAUAUUAGAAGCGCAACGAGAAGCAGCCAAGGUGUUCGGUGCAUCGGAGACAUGGUUUUUAGUUGGUGGAACAACUUGUGGUGUUCUUGCAGCUAUUAUGGGUACUUGUAGUCCUGGAGAUGUGCUGAUUCUAACUCGUAAUUCUCAUAUAUCUGCAAUUUCUGCAUUGGCUUUAUGUGGUGCCAUACCUAAGUAUAUUUUUCCUGAUUAUGAUUCUUGUUGGGAUGCUCCAACUUUGGUCUCUCCAUUAGAGGUAGAGAAAGCUAUCAAAGAACUAGCAUCAGAAGGCAAAAAACCAGCUGCAGUUUUCAUUACAUCUCCUACAUACCAUGGAAUAUGCAGCAAUGUAAAAGAAAUCUCUAAAUUAUGCCAUUUACAUGAUAUUCCAUUAAUAGUAGACGAAGCUCAUGGUGCACACUUCGGUUUUCAUCCACAACUGCCAUUAUCAGCUCUUCAACAAGGGGCAGAUUUGGUCAUACAAUCGACUCACAAAGUCUUACUCUCCCUUUCUCAAUCAUCAAUGUUACAUAAAUCCCAAACUCCACUUAUAAACAAACAAAAAAUCAGCAAAUGUCUCCAAAUACUUCAAAGUACUAGUCCAAGUUUCCUGCUUUUAGCUUCACUUGAUGCUACUACAGCCCAAUUAAAGAUUAACCCGAAAAUUGUUUUUGACAACGCGAUUCAUUUAUCAAUCGAAGCUAAAAAAGCACUUCAAGAAAUUCCGGGUGUUUCUGUUCUCGAUUUGCCCAAUAGUGACCCCUUACGGGUCACUGUUGGGGUAUACAAUUUUGGGGUUUCGGGGUAUGAAGCAAGGGAUAUUUUGUACAAGGAUCAAAGAUUGCUCCCCGUUCUAACUAGUUCUCGAGCCAUCACAUUUUUGUUUACUCCUGGGACGUGUAAAGAACAUGUGGAUAGGCUAGUGAAGGGGUUUAAGCAUCUAUCAGUAUUAUCUUCAAAUUUGCAUAAUAUGAAGAUGAAUGGAUUUCAAAGGCUUAAAUUGAAGCCAUUUAUGGAAAUUGACAUGAGAUUUAGCCCAAGGGAGGCUUUUUUUGCUAAGAAAAAGAAGGUAGAAGUGAAUGAUUGUGUUGGAAAGAUAUGUGGAGAGCUUAUAUGUCCAUAUCCACCAGGUAUUCCUGUAAUGAUUCCAGGGGAAGUGAUAUCAGAGAAGGGUUUGAGUAUGUUGCUACAAGCUAAAGCUCAUGGUGCUAAAAUUAUAGGAGCUUCUGACCCUCUCUUAACGUCGAUUGUCGUAUGUGAUCUAUGAUUAGCAGAAUCUGAAAGUUGAUUAUUGAGUUAUUUUUAAGAAACAUUGAACAAUUAUGAAGCUUUUAUUAAUCUUAUAGAUAUGAUAAUAAUAUCAAUAUAUCCAAAAGGAUUAUGUU
Messenger RNA from Amaranthus tricolor (Joseph's coat), 1889 nucleotides. RefSeq lists its product as uncharacterized. Lineage: Eukaryota; Viridiplantae; Streptophyta; Magnoliopsida; Caryophyllales; Amaranthaceae. Bases 92 to 1771 code for a protein of 559 amino acids. The transcript is spliced from 4 exons. The record is from RefSeq and is a predicted model, not a curated record. Gene Ontology annotation, molecular function: catalytic activity.